AUGGACACGCCAAGCUCCUUGAUCUUCACGUUCUACAUCAUCAUCUUCCUCACUGGUCUCCCUGCCAACCUGCUGGCCCUGUGGGCCUUUGUGGGGCGGGUCCGCCAGCCCCACCCCGCUCCCAUCCACAUCCUCCUGCUCAACCUGACGCUGGCCGACCUCUUGCUGCUGCUGCUGCUGCCCUUCAAGAUCAUCGAGGCUGCGUCUGACUUCCGCUGGUACCUGCCUCAGGUAGUCUGUGCCACCAUGGGUUUUGGCUUCUACAGCAGCAUCUACUGCACCACGUGGCUCCUGGCGGGCAUCAGCGUCGAGCGCUACCUGGGAGUGGCUUUCCCCGUGCAGUACAAGCUGUCCCGCCGGCCUGUGUAUGGAGUGGUUGCUGCUCUCGUCGCCUGGAUCAUAUCCUUUGGUCACUGCACCAUCGUGGUCAUCGUUCAGUACUUUAACUCAACCCAGAAGGCCACAAAUCUAGAAGUUACCUGCUAUGAGAACUUCACCCAAGAGCAGCUGGAUGUGGUGCUUCCCGUGCGGCUGGAGCUGUGCCUCGUCCUCUUCUUCAUCCCCAUGGUGAUCACCAUCUUCUGCUACUGGCGCUUUAUAUGGAUCCUGCUCACCCAGCCCCAUGUGGGGGCCCAGAGGCGGCGCCGAGCUGUGGGGCUGGCUAUCGUGACGCUCCUUAAUUUCCUGGUGUGCUUCGGGCCUUAUAACAUAUCCCACCUGGUGGGGUUUCACACCAAGAAAAGCCCCAAGUGGCGGGCAGAAGCCGUGGUAAUCUGUUCCCUCAAUGCCAGUCUGGACCCCCUGCUCUUCUAUUUCUCUUCUUCGGCUGUGCGCAGGGCCUUUGAAAAAAGGCUGCAGGUGCUGCGGGACCAGGGAUCCUCCCUGCUGGGACUCAGAGGCAGAGAGUCGGUGGAGGUGACCAACGGGGUCAGGGGUGUGAGUCCAGUAGACCGAGUGCCAAGUUCUGACUCCGCCACAGACUAG
This is a messenger RNA of Diceros bicornis minor, 984 nucleotides long. It is a transcript of the gene FFAR2, whose product is annotated as free fatty acid receptor 2. The transcript has a single exon. Gene Ontology annotation, molecular function: G protein-coupled receptor activity. Gene Ontology annotation, cellular component: plasma membrane. Bases 1 to 984 code for a protein of 327 amino acids. The record is from RefSeq and is a predicted model, not a curated record. Gene Ontology annotation, biological process: cellular response to fatty acid; G protein-coupled receptor signaling pathway. NCBI's taxonomy places the organism in Eukaryota, Metazoa, Chordata, Mammalia, Perissodactyla, Rhinocerotidae.